This is a messenger RNA of Fulmarus glacialis (Northern fulmar), 896 nucleotides long. RefSeq names its product G kinase anchoring protein 1 (gene GKAP1). Gene Ontology annotation, biological process: signal transduction. Gene Ontology annotation, cellular component: Golgi apparatus. The transcript is spliced from 10 exons. The record is from RefSeq and is a predicted model, not a curated record. The annotation marks the transcript as partial. NCBI's taxonomy places the organism in Eukaryota, Metazoa, Chordata, Aves, Procellariiformes, Procellariidae.
UGCCCUUGCUGCAGGCUGUGGGCAGCGCCGGAGAUGGGGGUCCGUUUGCGGAGGCCCCUCCACCAGUAGCGCUCCGGGGAAGGUCGUCCCUGCUGGCUGCCGCUUGGGCGGCUGCCCGGCUCCUGCUGGUGUGUGCAGCCCUUCGGGGUUCCAAGCUGACAUCUGAAAUGUUUGAAGCUGAUCUUGAAAAAGCAUUGCUGCUAAGCAAACUGGAAUAUGAAGAGCACAAAAAGGAAUAUGAAAACGUUGAAAAUACUUCACCUCAGUCAAAGUCUGUGAAUAAGAAAGAGAAAAAGAACCAGCAAGGAAAAGACAAACCUCUCACUGUGUCUCUGAAAGACUUUCAGUCAGACAGUAAUAUAGAUAAUCUUGCUAAAAAACAUGAGGAACCAAAGUCUUCCCAGCCUUCAUUGCAUGAUGGAGGAUUUUUCAACAGGCUGGAAGAUGACAUUCACAGAAUACUUGAAAGAGAGAAAAGGAGAGUCCAGCUCACUGAUUACAGUGAAACAGAUAACUGCACAUCUCAUGAACACAACCAGGAGAGUGUUUUGAAAGAUGGAAAAACAGACCGUCUAAAGCUCGAGCUUGAAAAGAAAGAUGCAGAAAUUGAGCAACUGAAAAAUACAGUAACUCAGUGGGAGGCAAAGUAUAAAAAAGUAAGAAAUGCACAGCUUCUGAAGAUGAUGCGAGAAGGUGAAAUGAAAGACAAAGCAGAAAUACCCCUACAGGUUGAUGAAUCUCAAAUUAUCAAAAAUGAAUUGACCGAAGAGGUAACUGUACUUCAUGCUGCAUUAGAGCGAGAAAGAUCCAAAGUGAAACUACUGCAGGCAGAAUUAACAAAAUACAAGAGUGGGAAAAAAGGGAAAAGGUGCUCAGAAUCUGACCAGUGCAAGUGA